Molecule: messenger RNA, 5875 nt
Organism: Hemicordylus capensis (graceful crag lizard)
Lineage: Eukaryota; Metazoa; Chordata; Lepidosauria; Squamata; Cordylidae
Gene: STN1
Product: STN1 subunit of CST complex
Exons: 12
Coding region: 522-1619 (365 amino acids)
Biological process (GO): DNA replication; nucleotide-excision repair; telomere capping
Cellular component (GO): chromosome, telomeric region; site of double-strand break; DNA replication factor A complex
Molecular function (GO): single-stranded telomeric DNA binding
Source: RefSeq, a predicted model, not a curated record
AGGAACCUAGUGAAGCCACUCCCUCCCGGCUCGCGCUCACGGCCACCUCCGCCACUCUCUCUCACUGCCUGCCUUUCACGAGGUGACGUGCGCGCCCUAGCCUCGGCUGCCGCCAGACUCCUGUUGCCCAGGCUCGCGCUGGCUGCGCCCGCCCUGCGCACGCGCUCUUCCCUGUAGCUGUAGAAAGAAAAGGAGGAGCGCUAAGGAGCGUUGCAUUUCCUUCCGGUUUUUUUAAGUCUUUCUCUGAGAAGGGUGCGGGAGUGCGGCAAAGAGCCAAUAGGAGCGCGCAGACCUUUCUGGCGGGUUUCAUCUGGCCAUGUCAUUCUGCCCUUCUGAUGCUGCAUAUGGUUGACACAGCCUGCUUCACUGUUACUCAGAAGACUCUAAUGUUGCCUGUUCUCCAGCUGAUCAUAUCCUGUCUGGGCUCUUCUGACCUUGCUAAUUUUCUUAAGACAUUUUGUCAGAAGCUCAGCUUGUGAAUGAUCAAUCUGUGGUCCUGCAGAGAGGACUUUCAUUUCUGAAUGCUCGCCACAUGCACAGAAACGGAAGAAGAGGCCCCUUCACUGUUAUGGGGCUUGAAUCCUAUCUUUUCAGCCUUUGCAAGACUGUACGUUAAAGACAUACAAGAAAUGAAAGAGUCUAAACAGGUUCCAGGUAUAUUCUUUUACAAUCGACAUCCAAUAAGACGGGUAGAUAUUCUUGGAACUGUGGUUCUGGCCAAAGAGCGGGAUGCCUUUCAUAUUUAUGGAGUGGAUGACAGCACAGGAGUUAUAAGCUGCAUUUGCUGGAAAAAUCCUGCAGCAGAGGAGUCAGCUUUUGAGUGUCUGCCUAGUACCUCAAGUAACCUGGAUCUACUUGGACAGAUAAGGAAACUCCAAGACGUUAUUCACAAAAAAACUAAGCUGCAGAUCGGUGAUACAGUCAGGGUCCGUGGUUGCAUUCGAAUCUACAGACAGCAGCGUGAAAUCAAGGCCUUCAUGUAUUAUAAAGUCGAUGAUCCGGUGUGUGAUGCUCAGAUUUCACGGAUGCUAGAACUUCCUCGUCUCUACAGAGAUGUUUAUGAUAAACCAUUCCAGUUCCCAGAAGAGGGACAGAGAGUUCAAGGUGCUACAGAUGUGUUGGGCUCCAUUCCUCUACUGAGUGAAAAAAUAAGACACUUCUUAUUGGGAAACAAAAUUCAAAGCUUCUAUCAGCAGGAGUUGGAAACAGUGGAGUCUUUGGUAUUGCUGGUCAAGCAGGGUGGACCCAGUACUCCUGCUGAGGAAACAGAUUCUAAAGCCAGUCUCUGCUUCAGACGGAUUAGGAACUCCUUUGUAGAAGCAAUAAAGCUGUUGCAGGAAAAGGGUGUUCUGUUCCAGAAAUCAAAGAAUCCCAAGGAUGUGUAUUAUGUGACUGAGCAGGAUAGAGAAUUGCACCGAGUGACCCUUGAAGUCAUCAAAGCUGAUUGUAAGAGGCCAAAGUAUGCUGAAAAGGGCUGCCAUCUCCGUCACAUUCUCAGUUGCGUUCAGCUGAGCUACAGUCCUUAUGUCACACAAGCAGUGAUCCGUUGCCUUCUGGACUGGAUGGAGACCAACAGCGACAUUGUCACUACCAUGGAAGAGUACUACACUGUCUUCUAAGGCAAGAGAUGCCAUGGACUUCUAAAAAUCAAGCUUUACCCACUGGGCACAAUCCAGAAGAACUCCUGUGGCACCAAAGACUUGGGUGUGAUGCUACUCUAAAUGAUAAAAGAGUGGGGAUAGGGGAAAGAACGAUGAUCUUGAACACCCUAUUUAUUUUGUUUCAUCCUAUGUGUCAAAAAAUAUAAUUGUCAUUUGGUUUCAAGCUAUUUUUAAUGCUCCAAGUUCUAAGCAGCAGGGACUUCUUAAAAUGGAAAGCUAUUAUGUUGUGAAUGCCCUCUGGUGGUUGGAGAGAAGAUGAAAUUUUGUAGCUUGCAGCUAAGCCUCACAGUCCAAUGAACAAAAACUACAUGAAGGAAAUGAGUAGUGCGAAUGCUUUUGGAACUUCUUUCUCAGACUUUUGCGCUCUUUAUUUCAGCCCUUCAGACUUGUAAGUCUUAGACUGUUGUGUCGUGCAGGAACUAGUUAUGAGUAUGUUUUGCAAACAGCCAUAUAAAUACUGGCCCACAUGCUGUACAGCAGUACAAGGGCAUAAAAAGGUCAAGAAAGAGACCAGCAAAGGCUUGUUUUUCAGCCCUGCAUGCAGGGAGGGAGAAGUUGCUGCCAGGAGGAGAGGUUUAGAUUUGUUUGGCACUGGGAUACAUUUUGGGGCAAGCAAGGCCUGUAUUAAAGGGGUGAGCUGCACUUGAACCAAGAUGGAACCAGACUGCUCGUGCUUAAAAUAAAAAAAGGUUGCAGAGCAGCUUUUAAAAUGACACCUGGGGAAUAGCCAACAGGAGCUGGACAGUAUCCGGUUCGGCAGAUGCCGUCCUUUAAAGUGCAAAGGUGUAAAGGAUUCUGAUAAAACAGAAGGGGACAGAGCAGAACCACAUAUAUAGCAGACAGAACGCUGUGCCAGCUGGUCAAAGAGUCAAAAGAAAGAUAGCAGACACCAGGGAAGAGAUUCAGCUUAUAGGUAUUGUAUGCCAAUGCCAGAAGCCUCCAAGCCAAGAUGGGUCAGCUGGAGUGCUUGGUUGCUAACACAGAAAUUGAUAAAGUGGGCAUAACAGGAACAUGGUAGAACAGUGAGAACCAGUGGGACACUGUCAUCCCUGGAUAUAAACUCUAUAGAAAGGACAGAGAGGGGUGCCUUGGAGGUGGAGUAGCACUGUAUAUUAAAGAAGGCAUAGAAUCUAACAAGCUAGAAAACCUAGGAGGACUGGAGACCUCCACAGAAACCCUGUGGGUGAAGUUUAAUAAAGGCCUAAACAGAAAUGUGCUACUGGGGACGUGCUGUCGCCCUCCGGAUCAAAACGCUGACAGUGACUGGGAGUUGCAGCAGGAAAUCAGGGGGGCUUCAAGGAGAGGCAGGGCAGUAAUAAUGGGUGACUUCAAUUACCCACACAUAGACUGGGUAAAUUCACAGUCAGGUAAUGUCAAAGAGGUCAAAUUUCUAGAUACGCUGAAUGACUGCGCCCUAGAACAGUUGGUCUUAGAACCAACCAGAGAUAAGGCGACCUUGGACUUAAUCCUGAGUGGCACCCAGGACCUGGUGUGGAAUGUCAGUGUCAUCGACCCUUUAGGGAACAGUGACCAUAGUGUGAUCAAAUUCAGCAUACAUGUGGGGAGAGAAUCACCAAAGAAGUCUAACAAAAUAACAAAAACUUAUUUAAAUACAUCAGAAGCAGGAAACCUGCCAGGGAGGCAGUUGGACGGUUGGAUAAUGAGGGAGAGAAAGCGAUUAUUAAGGAGGAUAUGGAGGUUGCAGAGAAGCUAAAUGAGUUCUUUACGUCUGUCUUUACGGCAGAGGAUACUGAGCAUAUACCUGUUCCUGAAACUCCAAUCUUUGAUCUCUCCAAACUGGAUGAGUGGGCGACAAAAUGGCAAAUGUGGUUCAAUGUUGGCAAGUGUCAAGUGAUGCAUAUUGGGACAAAAAACUCAACUUCCAGUAUACGUUGAUGGGAUCUGAGCUGUUGGUGAUUGACCAGGAGAGGGAUCUUGGGGUCAUGGUGGACAGCUCGUUGAAAGUGUCAACUCAAUGUGAAAAAGCUGUGAAAAAGGCCAAUUCCAUGCUAGGGAUCAUUAGGAAGGGGACUGAAAAUAAAACUGCUAAUAUUAUAAUGACCUUAUACAAAAUGACGGUGCGGCCACACUUGGACUACUGCUUACAAUUCUGGUUUCCACAUCUUAAAAAAGGACAUUGUAGAACUGGAAAAGGUGCAGAAGAGGGCAACCAAGAUGAUCAGGGGCUUAGAGCACCUGGGCUAUUUAGUUUAGAAAAAAGACGACUGUGGGGAGACAUGAUAGAGGUCUAUAAAAUCAUGCAUGGUGUGGAGAAAGUGGAUAGAGAGAAAUUCUUCUUCCUCUCACAUAACACUAGAACCAGUGGUCAUCCCAUGAAAUGAUUGCCGGGAAAUUUAGGACCAGCAAACGGAAGUAUUUUUUCACAAAACGCAUAAUCAACUUGUGGAAUUCUCUGCCACAAGAUGUGGUGACAGCCAACAACCUGGAUGGAUGACUUUAAGAAGGUUUUGGAUAACUGCAUGGCGGAGAGGUCUAUCAACAGGUACUAGUCAGAGGGCUAUAGGCCACCUCCAGCCUCAAAGGCAGGAUGCCUCUGAGUACCAGUGGCAGGGGAGUAACAGCAGGAGAGAGGGCAUGCCCUUAACUCCUGCCUGCAGGCUUCCAGCGGCAUCUGGUGGGCACUGUGUGAAAUAGGAUGCUGGACUAGAUGGGCCUUGAGCCUGAUCCAGCAGGGAUGUUCUUAUGUUCUUAAGUGAUUUUCACUUAUCUCCCUGCAAAAGCCCUUUUUAUUUAUUUAUUUAUUCGAUUUUUAUACCGCCUUUCCGGAAUGGCUAAGGGUGGUUUACAAUUAAAAACAGAAACCAUUAAAACCAAUAACAAAAUAGAGAUAUAAAUAUUAACACCAAUUAAAACAUCCUAAAAACCAAUUAAACUAUCAUAACAAUUAAAACCCUGAAAACCAGGUUAGCAUUAAAACAAUUAAAACUAAUUAAAAACCCCAAAAGGCCAGGCCAAACAGAUGGGAUUUAAGGGCUCUCUUGAAGGUCAGUAAGGAAUUAAGAUUACGAAUUUCUGCUGGGAGUGCAUUCCACAGCCCGGGAGCAGCUACAGAGGAGGCCAGCCUCUGAGUCGCCAUCAAACGAACCGGUAGUAACUGGAGAUGGACCUCCUCGGAUGACCUUAACGUGCGGUGGGGAUCAUGUAAAAGAAGGCACUCUCUAACAUAUCUCGGACCCAAGCCGUUCAGGGCUUUAAAGGUAAUAACCAGCACUUUGUAUUUUGCCCGGAAACAUAUCGGCAGCCAGUGUUAUUGUUUCAAGACAGGCAUCAUAUGGUCUCUCCAGGUUGCCCCAGAGACCAAUCUGACUGCAGCAUUCUGAACUAGCUGAAGUUUCCGGACUACAUACAAAGGCAGCCCCACAUAGAGUGCAUUGCAAUAGUCAAGUCGGGAGGCUACCAGCUGAUGCACCACUGUUUUGAGGUCAUCCUCUUCGAGGAAUGGGUGCAGCUGUCGAAUCAGACGAAGCGGAUAGAAAGCACUCCUGGCCAUGGCCUCCACCUGAGAUACCAGGGUGAGGCCUGGGUCCAGGAGUAUUCCCAAGCUGUGCACCUGCUCCUUCUGGGGGACUGUAACCCCAUCUUUUGCUGCUAGAAAUACGUCCCUGAGGGUCACAUAGCCAAAAGUCACCACCCGCCCCUCCCACACAGCAAGGCUCCAGCUCUCCUCUUGCACUCAUACUACUGAGUAGCACAUGGGCUGCUCUUCACUAGUGAUCUUGCAAGCCUUGGGAAUUGUAUCAAAGAUCACAUUAUUCACAUCUCUAAAGGAAUCGCGUAUUUAAAUAUCUAAUUCAGACACUCACAUCUUAUUUUAACCUCUGCUAACUUGGCAAAGAGGCACCUUUUAAUGUGGUGAUUCUCUUUAUUUAGCAGGGGGAGAGUAAAUGGCCCUAUCCACCCCCAGCACAGUAUUUCCAGUGACUGUUGCUGGGGUCUAUCUUAUGUUUCUUUUUAGAUUGUGAGCCCUUUGGGGACAGGGUUCCAUCUUAUUUGUUCGUUAUUUCUCCAUAUAAACUGCUUGUAAGGGCAGUAUAGAAAUCAAAUGAAUUUUAAGUGCUGCAUACUUUUUUUUGUGCCUACUGUGUACUGGAAACGUAUGUGUGCUCCUUAAAUGGCAGACGUUUGUAUACUCAUUCCUUUUGUAUAUUUGGGAGAAAAUCUGCCAUAAAACGAUGGUACUCUUGUUUCCUUUA